Molecule: messenger RNA, 4517 nt
Organism: Nycticebus coucang (slow loris)
Lineage: Eukaryota; Metazoa; Chordata; Mammalia; Primates; Lorisidae
Gene: KLHDC1
Product: kelch domain containing 1
Exons: 14
Coding region: 316-1458 (380 amino acids)
Molecular function (GO): protein binding
Source: RefSeq, a predicted model, not a curated record
GAGUAGGAGGCAAAAAGGAAGACUUGGCAUAUCAUGAGGAAAAGUAUCUUCCCAGCAAUUGCUUUAGUUAGGUGAACAGUCAGUGGGUGAAAGGCCCUGGAAUCCAGCAGUGUUCCAGCAGUCAGUAAGUAGUUAAGAAUAACCAGCAGAUGAUUUCAGAUUAUAUAUUCCAACCACAGUUUUCCUCCUCGACACACACAGUAUGUGUUAAAAUUGGCAAACACGUAUUCUAAAGCUCACUGAUACCUGUCUAAAUUAUUUAUUGCUCCAUUCAACAUAUUCGAGAGGACAUUAUAUCUGAAAAUAGAGGCAGGAAUGGUAAUGUCUAAAAAAUCCAUUGAAGACAAUGAAGUAUAUUUGCCUAAUGAUGAAAUUUGGACCUAUGAUAUUGAUAGUGGGUUAUGGAGAAUGCACCUGAUGGAAGGGGAGCUCCCUACCUCCAUGUCAGGGAGCUGCGGCGCCUGCGUUAACGGGAAGCUGUACAUUUUUGGAGGAUAUGAUGACAAAGGAUACAGCAAUCGACUUUAUUUUGUUAAUUUGCGAACAAGAGAUGGAACCUACAUUUGGGAAAAAAUCACCAACUUUGAAGGACCACCACCCACACCACGUGACAAACUUUCCUGCUGGGUCUAUAAAGACAGAUUAAUAUAUUUUGGUGGUUAUGGGUAUAGGAGACAUAAUGAACUCCAAGACUGUUUUGAUGUUCAUGAUGCGUCUUGGGAAGAACAGAUAUUCUGGGGAUGGCAUAAUGAUGUCCAUAUAUUUGACACAAAGACACAUAGUUGGUGUCAACCAGAAAUUAAAGCUGGAGCUCCACCACAGCCACGGGCCGCACACACAUGUGCAGUUCUUGGAAAUAAAGGUUAUGUCUUUGGCGGACGUGUCUUGCAAACUAGGAUGAAUGAUUUGCACUAUCUAAACUUAGAUACCUGGACUUGGUCUGGAAGGAUUCCUAUUAAUGGAGAAAGUCCGAAGCACCGGUCAUGGCAUACUUUAACCCCAAUUGCUGAUGAUAAGCUUUUCCUAUUUGGUGGACUAAGUGCAGAUAAUAUUCCCUUAAGUGAUGGUUGGAUUCACAAUGUCGUAACAAAUUGUUGGAAGCAACUUACACAUUUACCAAAAACAAGACCUAGGUUAUGGCACACAGCCUGUUUGGGAAAAGAAAAUGAAAUAAUGGUAUUUGGUGGGAGCAAAGAUGAUUUACUUUCCUUGGAUACAGGUCACUGUAAUGAUUUACUGAUCUUUCAGACACAGCCUUAUUCACUACUCAGGUCAUGUCUUGAUUGCAUUGGUAAAAAUGCUAUCAUUUUAGAAAGUCAGAUAUCUUUAUUACCUCCAAAGCUUCUGCAACAAGUACUCAAAAAAAUAACAUUUUGGACUGCAACUAAUCACCGAGAAGAACAAAGAAUCCAAAAAGAAGAAACAGACAAUAAAUAUCAGUGGAUCAGUAGCAAUUAAACUGUUAUAUACUCUAUGUAUUUAAUAUGUUUUAACAUUUUAAUUGGACUAUACAUAUUACACUCCCAAAUUUCAGACAUUAUUUAAAGGAUAAAAUUUGAAACAAAAAUGGUCUGUUUAAGUGAUUCUAUGCCAUGGGAUAUAUGGAAAAAAGAUGUGAAUGCAGAUUAAGUUAUAUUUGUAAACAAAUUUCCUCUUAAGCUGCAGAGCAAAUAUUCUUUCUGAAAGUAAGUACAAUUAUAACAGAUUUUAACUCAGUGUGUACUCUUUACUGGAAAGAUUACACAAAUUUGAGAAUAACAAAUUACCCCCAAGGACGCCAGAAAAUUCCCAACAAAAUACUAAAUAUUAACUUUCAAAAAGAAUAAAUUUUCUCACAUCAUUUUGAAACUACCUAAGCUUCUCCUUAAAUAACUUGGUUAUUAAAUAACUUCUUCGUAAAUAACUAAUAUAGCUCACCAAAUAUUACAAAAUAGGCAAACACAUGGUAUUAAAUACUAAACUCCUUCCCUAUUAGCACUUAGUAUUCUUAGGCAUGAUUGCAACUUUUCCUCAGUUUUAUGUGAGCAGGGCAACGAAUGACUUCAGUUGUCUUCUGUUACUUCUAAAUUGUUAGUUUGUCCAUUAUAUAUAUAAAGAACAUGUUUUCAAAUAUAUGAAGUGAAAGUUUAUUUAUCAUAAAGGCUUUAAAUAUUGAGAAACAGUAUAUUUAUUAACUCUCGAGACAUGUUGAAAUAUGCUUUGUGGCUUGGCAUCUGCAAGCAGCUAAGGCGCCAGCCACAUACACCGAGGCUGUUGGAACCCAGCCCAGCCCACCAAAUGACAAUGACAACUACAACCAAAUAAUAGCCAGGUGUUGUGGUGGGCACCUGUAAUCUCAGCUACUUGGGAGGCUGAGGCAAGAGGAUCGCUUAAGCCCAAGAGUUUGCAGUUGCUGUGAGCUGUGACGCCACAGCACUCUAUCCAGGGCGACAGCUUGAGACUGUCUCAAAAAAGAAAAGAAAAAAGAAAUAUGUUUUGCCUUGGAAGAGUGCUUCUCAGUAAUUUUUGUAAGUAAUGAAAUGUGGUUAUCUAGUAAUUUGACUUUAUAGAAAUUCUUCGUUUUGGCCCACACCGUUCUACAAAGUUGAUGCUCAAGACACGAAGAUGUUGAAAAUCUACUGUCUUCUCUUUUUUUUAGCAUUACUAUCUACACAGAACUGGAACACUGUAUCUAUAUAUAACUUGGUACUUUUGCCAUAAUCAAGACAUUUUUCUUAUCACAAUCAUGCCCUUCCACUGAAUUCUUAAUUACAAUUAAUGACUAAAAAGCUUGAUAUAUUAUUCUCCAUAAUAUCACCGUAAAAAGGCUGGAUGUGGUGGCACGCCUAUAAUCCAAGCACUCUGGAAGGCCAAGGCGGGUGGAUUGCCUGAGCUCAUGGGUUCAAGACCAGCCUGAGCAAGUGUCAUUUCUAAAAAAUAGCCAGAUGUUACAGUGGGGCCCUGUAGUCAGUCCCAGCUACUUGGGAGGCUGAGACAAGAGAAUCACUUGAGCCCAGGAGUUUGAGGUUACAGUGUGCUAUGAGGUCACGGCACUCUACUGAGGGCAACAAAGCGAGACAUUGUCUCAAAAAAAAAAAAAAACACCAUAAAAGUUAUCUCUGAAAUUUAAAAUGUUAUAAAAAGUAUAUUUCUACAUUGAAUAUACAUAAUUUGGGAUGGGCACGGUUGCUCUUUGGGAAACUGAGGGUGGAUCACUUGAGCUCAGGAAUUCAAGACCAGCCUGAGCAAGAGCGAGAUCAUCCUUAUUAAAAAUAGAAAAACUAGACAGGCGUUAUGGCCUUUGCCUAUAGUCCCACCUACUUGGAAGUCUGAGGCAGGAGGAUCAUUUGAGCCAAGAGUGUGAGGUUGCUGUGAGCGGAUGCCAUGGCACUCAAUCCCAGGGUGACUGAAUGAGACUCUGUCUCAAAAAAAAAAGAAAGAAAGAAAGAAAAAUAUAUGUAAAUAAUUUGUAAUUAAAGUCAUAGUAGUUCAUAGUAUUUCAUUAAAUUUUGGAGAUAUAUUUCAUAUAUGCGUACUGUAUUUUGGAUGUGUAAAGCUUCUAUUUAUGUAUUGAAAUAUUUUUUGUAUUUAUUGUAUAAGGUAUACAGAAUUACUGUUUUCAUUAUUGUCAGUGUGAACCAGCCAUUAGAGUUGAUUGUGCAAAAAAUAUUUCAGUGUAAGUUUUCAUUUUUUCUUAUCUUUAGGUUGCAUAACAGAUUUAGAAAAUGGAUAUCCCAAGUAAUAUACAUCUUAGAAGUAAUCGUUUUAUUUGUAUGAACUUCAGUAUGAACCUUUUACAUUUAACGCAAAAAUAUACCAAAACCUACUGAGUGGAAUGAACAUCUUUCAAAGAGGCUUCUUCAGGCUAGUGGCUCACGCCUGUAAUCCCAGCACUCUGGGAGGCCAAGUGCUGCAUAACAUCCCACUGUCUGGAUAUGCUGCAGUUUAUCCAUUCCUGCUGAAGGAUGUCUCAGUUGCUUCCAAGUCUUGGCAAUUAUGAAUAAAGCUGCUAUGAAGACCCAUGUGCAGGUUUUAUAUGGACAUAGUUUUCAGUUCAUUUGGAUAAAUACCAAGAAGCAAAAUUGUGGGAUCAUAUGGUAAGAGUAUGUUUAGUUUGGUAAGAAACCAUCAGCUUCUCUUCCAAAGUGGCUAUAAUCUGCUUCCCCACCAGCAGUGAAGAGUUCCUGUUGCUUCACAGCCUUGCUGGAAUGUGGUGUCAUCGGUGCUGAUGAUUUUGACCAUUCUACUAUCUGUAUAGUGAAAUCUUAUGGUUUUAAAUUUGUGAUGCCCUAGUGACAUAUGUCACACGCUGAUUUGCCACCUGCAUAUUGUCUUUGGUGAGGUGUCUGUUCAAGUCCUUACCCUAUUUUUCAGUCAGGUUGUUCAUUUUUUUAUUGAAAUGCUUUGUAUAUUUGUAGAUAACAGUCCUUUAUAAGAUGCGACUUUUGCAAAUAUUUUCUAUCAGUCUGUGGCUCAUCUUCUCAUUCCUUUGACAUUGUCUUUCAAGAGCAAAAGUAAAAAUAAAAUCAUAAGAAACU